Messenger RNA from Mollisia scopiformis, 492 nucleotides. RefSeq lists its product as uncharacterized. The record is from RefSeq and is a predicted model, not a curated record. Lineage: Eukaryota; Fungi; Ascomycota; Leotiomycetes; Helotiales; Mollisiaceae. The transcript has 2 exons. The coding region runs from base 1 to 492 and encodes 163 amino acids.
AUGGCCUCCGUUGAAAGCUCAGAAAAUAUCAGAGCAGAGCUGAACGAGUUCAUCAGCGAUUCCAAAUCUCCAGUUCCAGUUUCACCUCCAAAUCAACAAUGCCCAUUGAUCAUACUCUAUGGUCAAACUCAUUUGGGAGCUCCCUUGCACCACAUUCAGUUGCGGGAGAUAGAGGCAGGUCGAGAAGCUCCAGAGUUCCGAGCAUGCGAGGUUUUUCUCCGUGGGACUAUACAAGGACACGUCCUCUUCCGGAUGACUAUUCAUAAUUCCAGCUUGAGAGACUGCACUCUCAUCGAUUGUACUAUCUACGGGGGGAAGAUUGAGACGUCUCAGCUCACAGACUGCCGUACUCGGAAGAAAGCUCUGGGCGAACACGAUACUUCGUUGACAAUACCACUCGUCUCCUGUUGCAAAAUCAAGGGUGGCAGCGCGGACUAUACUGAAAUGUUCAAUUCGACCUCAUCUAUUCUCUCCUCUUUGAAAGCACCCUAA